AUGUCCGACGACGAAGCAGACCCCUCCCUCCUCGAAUUCCUUCGCCAGCACCUCCAAGGCAAGCUCUCCCUCAACAGCCCCGACGACGAUGACGUCUCCCCAGAUACCGGGGUCCUCACCGACGCGGAAUGGGUCUACGACCACGGUGCCAUCGAUGUCGCGCUGGACAUGCGCUCGUGCAAGGCAGCUGCCGAAUUGAUCUACACCCAAAUGCAGCAGCGGGGGUACUCGCCCGCGACGUGGGUCAGCGCGCACGAGCUGCAUCCGGAUCCGAAGAUGUUGGGGGAGGGCAAGACGGUGGCGUUUAUUUUUGUGAUGGACUUGUUGAAUUUUUCAUUUUGGAGUGAGAAGGGGGAGGAGGAGAGGUUUGCCGUCGAAUAUAAGGGAAGGAGGUGGACGGGGUAUUGGAGUUUGGUGGCGGGGUUGAGGAGGGCGUUGGAUGAGGGCAUCCCCAUCACAGACCCCUACUUCUGGACCGACGACCUUGAGUUCACUGUUGACACCUUGCGACAAGUCUUCCGAUCCUGCACCGACGAGGAGAUGCCUCUCCUGACCGAGAGGUUCGACUGCCUGCGCGAAGCCGGCCAGGUCCUUUGCAAUAAAUACGACGCCGACCCCCUGAACCUGGUUAAAGCCGCCAAAGGCUCCGCCACACGUCUUGUCAACCUCCUAGCCCGAGACUUCUCCUGCUUCCGAGAUGAGCACAACUUCGAAGUAGAGGGGCGCACUAAACGUAUCCGGAUCAUGAAGCGCGCCCAAAUCCUCGUCGCCGACCUCUGGGCGUGCUUUGAAGGAGCUGGACCCGGCGAGUUCCGUGACAUCGACAAGAUCACCAUGUUUGCGGAUUACCGUGUGCCCCAGAUCCUGAACAGCAUGAAUUGCCUGAUCUAUAGCCCCACGCUAGAGGGCGCGAUUAAGGAUAAGAAGGAGAUUGCUAGUGGGAGUAGUUGGGAGAUACAACUCAGAGUAGCCUGCAGUAUAUGGUGUGUCGAGCUUAUCCGGAGGGAGAUCCUGCGGCAGCACCCCGGGACCAAGAUCAACGCUGUGUUGAUUGAUUUUUACCUGUACGAUGCCAUGAAGGAGAUGGAGGCACAGGGCAAGGAGCGCUUGCCGCAUCAUAGGACACGGAGUAUCUGGUAUUGA
Thermochaetoides thermophila DSM 1495 is the source of this 1143-nucleotide messenger RNA. RefSeq lists its product as uncharacterized. NCBI's taxonomy places the organism in Eukaryota, Fungi, Ascomycota, Sordariomycetes, Sordariales, Chaetomiaceae. The record is from RefSeq and is a predicted model, not a curated record. Bases 1 to 1143 code for a protein of 380 amino acids. The transcript is spliced from 4 exons.